AUGGCAGUCGGCAACCGCAAAGAGCGGCGCGCCCAAGCCUCCAAACCCGCCAUCCAACCCACCACCGAGCUCUCCGAAGAAUCCGUAAACAUCCUUCUCCAGCACCCCGACCGCUCAGGCCCCAAAGGCAAAACGCUCUUCGAGCUCGCCGAAGAACGCCAGCGCGAACUCGACGCGCAGAACGGACGAGUCCGUCCCCCCACCGUCAGCGACACGGCUACAACAACAGCCACCGACGCGGCAGACGUCGUAUCCAUAGGCCCGCUCGGCGACGCAAUACUGUACUCUAUAUCCAUGGCUGCGCUGCACUUCACCCUCGAUGUCAUCGUGUACAACCAGUACCGCGAGGCGCUGGUGUGGAAUGAGAUCGUGUCCCGUGCGGGCACGGCUUGGCCCAUAUUCGGCUUGUUGGUGUAUCUGAUGCAUGUGGAUUUGUCGUAUAAGUUUCCUGUGUUGAGGAACGUGGGGUUUUUGGCGGGGAGUGUGGUGGCGGGGUGUUAUUUGGUGUUUUCGGGGAACCAGAAUGGGUAUUUUUAUGUUAUGAAGGCUGCGCCGCCGCUGGGCGUGCUGUGGAUUUGGAGUGUGGUGGAGAUGGAAUUGCCGUAUGCGGUUGCUAGUAUGGCGGUUGUGUGCGGGUAUGUGUGGUGGAAUGGGUUUCAGGUGUUUUAG
Dothidotthia symphoricarpi CBS 119687 is the source of this 669-nucleotide messenger RNA. RefSeq lists its product as uncharacterized. The record is from RefSeq and is a predicted model, not a curated record. Lineage: Eukaryota; Fungi; Ascomycota; Dothideomycetes; Pleosporales; Dothidotthiaceae. The transcript has a single exon. The coding region runs from base 1 to 669 and encodes 222 amino acids.